Messenger RNA from Nelumbo nucifera (sacred lotus), 716 nucleotides. Its product is annotated as large ribosomal subunit protein uL14x/uL14z/uL14y. Gene Ontology annotation, biological process: translation. Lineage: Eukaryota; Viridiplantae; Streptophyta; Magnoliopsida; Proteales; Nelumbonaceae. Gene Ontology annotation, molecular function: large ribosomal subunit rRNA binding; structural constituent of ribosome. Gene Ontology annotation, cellular component: ribosome; cytosolic large ribosomal subunit. The record is from RefSeq and is a predicted model, not a curated record.
AGAAACCCUACUUCUCUUACUGCCUAUAAAAUGGCAAAACCUCUGCGGCUCUGCUGAUUGCUGAAGGAGGAAUAGCUUCUUAUCGAGGUGAUCCAAAAUGUCGAAGCGAGGACGUGGAGGAACGGCCGGCAACAAGUUCCGGAUGUCGCUCGGUCUACCGGUGGCGGCAACGGUGAACUGUGCCGAUAACACAGGUGCCAAGAACCUGUACAUCAUCUCCGUGAAGGGGAUCAAGGGUCGCCUCAACCGGUUGCCGUCGGCUUGCGUUGGUGACAUGGUGAUGGCCACCGUGAAGAAAGGGAAACCCGAUCUCAGGAAGAAGGUCAUGCCUGCCGUUAUUGUUCGUCAGAGGAAGCCAUGGCGCCGAAAGGAUGGUGUCUACAUGUACUUCGAAGAUAAUGCUGGGGUGAUUGUGAAUCCCAAGGGAGAAAUGAAAGGGUCUGCUAUCACUGGACCAAUUGGAAAGGAGUGUGCGGACUUGUGGCCAAGGAUUGCAAGCGCUGCCAAUGCAAUUGUUUGAAUAGGUGUUUUUUCUACUUUCAAGUGCUAAUUUUACAUUUUGUUUGAGUUGAUUUGUGAAACGAGGAAUGUAGUUUGGUGGUUUUCUUAGUAGAGACAGUAACGGUGUCAAAUUAUUUUUGAAAUCGUAUACCUGUUAGUGGGCAUUAAAACUCAACACUUAACUUUGGUGGGGAAAGUCGCCUUCUUUUCUUUUA